Molecule: messenger RNA, 3692 nt
Organism: Myripristis murdjan (pinecone soldierfish)
Lineage: Eukaryota; Metazoa; Chordata; Actinopteri; Holocentriformes; Holocentridae
Product: cysteine/serine-rich nuclear protein 1-like
Exons: 6
Coding region: 97-1869 (590 amino acids)
Biological process (GO): regulation of transcription by RNA polymerase II
Cellular component (GO): nucleus
Molecular function (GO): sequence-specific DNA binding; DNA-binding transcription factor activity, RNA polymerase II-specific
Source: RefSeq, a predicted model, not a curated record
CCUCACAUUAACACAGAGGGACUCGCAAUGUUGAGCUGGCGAUAAGACUCCGUGUGGACUCCAGCUUUUAUUAUUAUGCUGUCCAUUCCUUCAUGAAUGUUUAUCAACCACCACAGCCAAGCAAUGAAAGGGCUUCUGAAAAGAAAGUUUGCUGAGGUGGAUGAAGAUCCCUGCUACUCCUCCUCCUCUCCUCCGUCCUCCCUCUCCUCACCUGCCUCCUCGGAGUGGGAGUCUGACGGGGAGAGCGGCUCCUCCGUCAGCCACGAUUUCACCCCCAGCAGCCCCGCUUCACCUGCCAGUUUACCCAUCCGUUCCAUCCUGAAGAGGCGCAAGCUGACAAGUGGACAGAGUAGCGUGCGCUUCGACUUGGUGACGGUGUUCCUGUUCCCGCGCUGCCAAGGCUUCACCAGUGUGCCCAGCCACGGAGGAGCCACCCUGGGCAUGAUGCACAAGCACAGCGCCCUCCACAGGUACACUCUGGCCGAGCAUGCACUGGAGCAACGGCGCAGGCGCAGGGAGAGGCUCCAGGAAAGACUGAGAGAGGAGAAGCUUGAGGCCUUGAAACACAAAUUGAUUGCCAGCGGUGCCAUCGACCAGGGAGAAGCCGACAGACUCACAGUGGAUCAGCUCCCAGACGGAGACGCUGACAUCCACGUCAGCGAUGCCGAGCUGGAGGAUGGGGGUUUCCUGCAGCCCUACUCCUCCAAACACAGGCAGGUGCUCCUCCAGGCCGCGGGGGUGAAGCGCAUCGACAAAGAGGAGAAGAGGCAGCUUCACGCCCUGCGUCUCUCCAGGGAAGACUGUGGCUGUGACUGCAAGGGCUUCUGUGAGCCAGAGACCUGCGCCUGCAGCCUAGCAGGCAUCAAGUGCCAGAUGGACCGCUUCAACUUCCCAUGUGGUUGCACUAAAGAUGGCUGUGGGAACACUCAGGGACGCAUCGAGUUCAACUCCAGACGUGUGCAGACCCAUUACAUCCACACUGUCAUGAGACUGGAACUGGAGAGGCGACUGCAGGACGACGCACUGAGCCAGUCGGACCAGACGGGACUCCCGGAGGACCUUCAAGACUACGAGGACCAGGGUGAAUCACCGCCAGCGCAAGAUGCCCAGGACAAGAGCUGCCCCUUUGGGUUCAGCGUGGAGGAAGACGGCCUUCCUCUCACCAUGCCCUCGACCCCGUCCUUCCAUUUUAUCCCCGAGCGGCCUGUGGUGGAGGAGAACAGCUGCAGCAGCGACAUGACCGACUCCUCCUCCUGCUCCUCUGCACACAGCGAGGACUCGGACGCCGCGGGAUGCCCUGUGGGGAGCCAGGAUUCACCCGAGGUGGAUGACGGAGGGCUGGCCCGCGUCCUCAGCAUCUGCGACUCUGAAAACGACGACUACUCUUUGUGUGGCCCGCUGAGACACACCAGGCAGCCCGGGACUCAGCACGGCAGCAGCUCUGGCACUGACACCACUGGAUCCGGCACCGCAGACACAUUCACAGACAGCAUGGGCAGGACCUCGGUGGCAGAUUAUCUUGAUGAAAACGCCAACCAAGCCACUGACUUCUUUGGUGAGAACUCCCUCGAGGGCUUCCCCAACACUCCCUCUCCCACUGUGGACUACUCCUCAGGCAGAUACAUGGACCUCAGCCUCUCCUCCGACUCCGACCUGGAGUUCUUCGACAGCGACUACACCUCCGGCCCGCUGCACAACUCCUUCAAAGCGCACCGCCACCUGGACAACUUCCGCCACCUGCAGCUGUUCAGCUCCGCGAGUCUCCCGCAGUACAACGAGUCAAGCACCUACCUCCUGGAGUCUCUGAUUGGCUUGUCUGAACCAAGCCCAGAGCAGGCUCAUCCAAUCACAGAUAACCAGCUCUUAUAGGUGAAUCGAUGAGGUCUUGUGAGAGGAUGAGAAACUCUCGAGAGCGCACUGUUUUUUGUAUAUUUGUAAGGAUAUUUCAAUGUACAGAGAAUGUUUGAUAAAAUAUUUUUUCCCCAGCUGGAUAUUUUAUAUUGCAUAUAAAAAUCUGCCUUUGUUGCAGAGAAAACACACUUGAGUCAUCUUAACUUAUGUCUUGUCAUUUUAACUUUGAUCCAUCUAUAUGUGAUGAUCUCUGGCGUGUUAUUUAAUUUCUUCAUGUUUAACAGUAUCAUAUUUCUGUAACAGAGUAAUAAAAUAAAAACCUUUUUAUUUAUUUAUUCACUGGUUUAAAACUUGUCCAGUGUGUGGUCAUUUCCUGUUGACCACCAUUGGUUCUCAGGAUGUAUUUGAAGAAACAAAGACUUGGGGCGAGCAUAAAGGUAUAAUGUCACCGUUUUUUAAAUUAAUUUUUCACAAUGUUGUCCCCUCGUAGCGAGGGAGGCAAACAUAUUGUUCUAUGGUGGUAAUGCAACUUGCAGAAUUUACUUUCUCAUGUUUUCCUGUGACAUGUUUCUGGUAUUUUCUGGUAGGUAAAAUUUCUGUAAUACUAAAAAAUCAUCCUCAUCAGUGAUGACUGCAGUCCAUUUUCUGAUUCCACUGUUUGCUGAGAUGUUGCCCCGUGUCUGUCCAACUUCCAAACACAAAGUAGCCUCAACAAUCUGCAACCACACAAGCUGAAUAAUUGUAAUUAUAAAAAAAAUAUAUUAUUUUUUAAAAAGAGAUUGUAUUAAUAUAAAUGAAAACUUCUUGCAAUACCUUGAAGCUUCCCUCUGGACUGUGUACAGGGUUCGGUUUAAUUUGUUGUGCCUGUGUUAGACACCUUAAACAUCAUCUCAGGAUAAUGGGCAUGGUGAAUAUUUUAUGAUUUUGCAAACUGCUGCAUCACAAGAAUGGUUUAUCGUCUGCAUUAUUAAGCAUAAGCGGUGAAAAAAAAAGGGUAAUGAUUUGAUUAUGAGGAUUCUGGUUGUUUUUGUGCCCUGUUACUGUAUGUGGUAAGCAUGGCAUCUGUCUGUGUGUGCAGGCAGGUGGGAGUUAAAGCAACACCUGUCAGAUGCUUCAUACUUACACAGCUAGCCCCUGUUGGUUUUGCAGAACUUUGUUGUAUACAUUCCCAUAUUAGUGAGGAAAAUUGGAUUUUCUUGAAACUGCACCUCCUUAACGAGUGCAUUAAUUGGGUUCAUUAUCGACCUCAUUCGCAUAAUUGGUUAUGUUUGUUGAUUGUGACAGGACUUUAGGUAGCUCAAGUGCCUCUUGUUAAAUAAUCUGAGGGUGUUUUUUUUUUGUUUUUUUUUUUUGCAUUAUUACAGGUUUUUCUUUUUUAAAUCCUAUUUUUUAUGUGCAAAUAAAUGAAAUUAUUUCUAGUAAAAUGCCAAAAGACCCAUUGAUGUGACCGGUUGAAUCCAUCAGAGCUUCAUUUUUUGCCCUUUAAUCUUUCAGCCUAGUUUCUGUGGCCUGUUUCUUUUCUUUUGUGUGGUGAUGCCUUCAAUGACUGUGGGAUGUUUAGCUCUUACAAGUGGAGCGCACCUGAAGAAAAUGCCGAAUGCGACCGAGAAACGCUCUUGAUGGUUAAUGAUAAGAGGCUGAUAGGAGGUGCGGAUUUUAUAUGACAUCUGAGUGUGUGUGUGUUGCAGACACCUGAAGGUAAUGUGAUGUCUUUGACUGUCUGCUCGGAGCUUUUUUUUUUUCCUUUUGGCUUUCUGUAAUCACUCGUAAUACCGUUGGAUGGUUCCAAUUUUCGUUGAUUUUAAUAAAGUAAUAGUUUUAAUAAAGUCAUUUAAACAUCA